Lathyrus sativus (Indian pea) is the source of this 285-nucleotide messenger RNA. Lineage: Eukaryota; Viridiplantae; Streptophyta; Magnoliopsida; Fabales; Fabaceae. The record is from the annotation of a GenBank genome assembly.
AUGGGUAAGGGAACUGGAAGUUUCGGUAAGAGGAGGAACAAGACCCACACACUCUGUGUGAGGUGCGGCCGCCGCAGUUUUCACCUUCAGAAAAGCCGGUGCUCGGCGUGUGCUUACCCUGCUGCUCGCGUCAGGAAAUAUAACUGGAGUGUUAAGGCAAUCCGCAGAAAGACCACUGGAACUGGUAGGAUGAGGUACUUGCGCAACGUUCCUCGCCGAUUCAAGAGUGGCUUUAGAGAGGGAACUGAAGCUGCACCUAGGAAGAAGGGAGCUGUCACUGCUUAG